AUGCAGCUCGCCGGCCCAGUGCCGCCCGAGCUGUACCACCGCUACGUCGAGUUCCGCCACAUCAUCGGCUCCAUGUUCACGUCCAAGGGCCUCCGCGGCCGCAUCCUCAGCCGCGCGCUGCACAAGCAGCACAGGCGCGUGUACCGCCACAAGGUCACGUCCGAGAUCAAGACCCUCACGCCGUGCACCGUCGAGGCGUCGACCGAGCUCCUGCGCCUCGCCCACUACGGCGACGGCGGCCGCAUCUUCACCUACGUCCUGACCCUCGACGGCCGCUUCCGCUUCACCGAGACGGGCAAGGAGUUCAGCAUCGACCUGCUGAGCAAGCACACCAUGCACAGCGACGUCGCGCGCUACGUCGCCUGCGCCGGCGAGUUCUUCAUCCAGCGCCUCGAGCGGCCCCACACGCCGUCCUCCACAUUCUCCUCCUCCUCCGGCGCCGGCGGCAUCCCCGCCGCCGACGACGACCGCGGCAGGGCGCGGUUCGCGAACCUCGCCAUCGCGGGCAACUUCCGCGAACACCUCGACGCGACGCCGUCCAACAGCCCGUCCUACUACCAGCUCAUCAUCGACAACGAGUCGGGCACCUACCGGCCGGACAAGUCGAUCCUGCCCAUCUUCGCGGCGUAUCUGCGCCAGAAUUUUCCGGGGCUGAACAUUCGCACCAUGGCCGUCGGGACGAGGAGGAGGCUCGCGCGCCUCAAGAAGAGCCAGGCUGACGUGAAGCACAACCGGCCCGGCGGCGUCAGGAUUGUGCGCAUGCGGAGUCCCAGCUCAAGCGGGAGUUCGUUUAGUUCGUGA
Messenger RNA from Verticillium alfalfae VaMs.102, 801 nucleotides. Its product is annotated as C2 domain-containing protein. NCBI's taxonomy places the organism in Eukaryota, Fungi, Ascomycota, Sordariomycetes, Glomerellales, Plectosphaerellaceae. The coding region runs from base 1 to 801 and encodes 266 amino acids. Gene Ontology annotation, biological process: positive regulation of gene expression. The record is from RefSeq and is a predicted model, not a curated record. The transcript has a single exon.